GUUAAGAUAAUUUGUAGCGUAGCGAAUUCCCAUGGAAUCUCCAUCGAGAAGUUGCGUGUGCCACAUGGUGGCCAUGCCCUACCCUGCUCGCGGCCACAUAAACCCCACCAUGAACUUCUGCAAGCUGCUAGUCUCCAACACCACCGACAUCCUCGUAACCUUUGUGGUCACCGAAGAAUGGCUCGGCUUCAUCGCCUCCGACCCCAGACCCGACAACAUCCGCCUCCGCUCCAUCCCCAACGUGGUCCCGUCGGAGCUCACUCGCGCAAACGACCACCUCGCCUUCAUGGAAGCUGUCAUGUCCAAAAUGGAAGCGCCCUUCGACCACCUACUCCAUCGCCUUCAGCCGCCGCCUACGCUGAUCUUAGCUGACACUUUUUUGUACUGGGCGGUGGCCGUUGGAAACCGAAGGAACGUUCCGGUGGCGUCGUUUUGGACCAUGUCGGCGUCUAUUUUCUCUGUGCUCCACCACCAUCACCUUUUGGAGCAACAUGCUCAUUACCCUCUCAAUUUCUCAGAAAACGGUGGCAAACGUGUGGAUUACAUUCCUGGAAUAUCCCCAACGCGCCUCGUAGAUUUUCCUCUAAAUGAUGGCAGUUUCCGCAGCAAGCGAACUAUGCAAUUGUGCCUCAAAGGUUUCGCGUGGGUUUCCAAAGCACACUGUAUCUUAUUCACUUCCAUUUACGAGCUGGAGCCUCGAGCCAUCGAUGUCCUAAAGGCAGAGUUCUCUUUGCCCAUAUACACUAUUGGCCCUGUCACACCUUAUUUCAGCCUUCAAAAUGAAAACAACCCCACUUUGAGUUAUAGCUACAUGGAGUGGCUUGAUGCACAACCCCUUGCUUCUGUUCUUUACAUCUCACAAGGUAGCCAUUUCUCGGUUUCAAGGGCUCAAAUUGAUGAGAUGGCAUUUGCUUUGAGGGAAAGUGGCAUUAGGUUCUUGUGGGUAGCACGUGGUGAGGCUUCAAGGUUGAAACAAAUUUGUGGGGACAUGGGGUUGGUUGUGACAUGGUGUGACCAAGUGAGAGUGUUGUCACAUUCUUCUAUUGGAGGAUUUUGGUCCCAUUGCGGGUGGAAUUCCACAAAAGAAGGUGUGCUUGCUGGGGUUCCGUUUUUGACUUUCCCAAUAAUCAUGGACCAACCACUUGAUAGUAAGAUGAUUGUGGAGGAUUGGAAGGUUGGGUGGAGGGUGAAGGAAGACGUUGACGUAAAUGCUUUGGUAAAAAAAGAUGAAAUUGUGAUGCUAGUGAAGACAUUUAUGGAUUUUGAUAAUGAGCUUGCAAGGGAAAUCAGAGAGAGAUCCAAGACUCUUGCGGGGAUUUCUGGUCGAGCAAUUACAGAUGGUGGAUCAGCUGUAACUGAUUUGAAUGCCUUUAUUAGGGAUUUAAUGCAGACCGAACAUUAAUGCCACAAAACAACAUUAACCUGGUACAUGCACUUGUUUUCAAUUUCAUGGAAAUCAGUACUUUAUUUGGAUUCUUAAAAGUGCUUUUAAUAAGUAUUACUCCCUCUAUUUUUACUCCC
This is a messenger RNA of Cajanus cajan (pigeon pea), 1521 nucleotides long. RefSeq names its product UDP-glycosyltransferase 87A1. Lineage: Eukaryota; Viridiplantae; Streptophyta; Magnoliopsida; Fabales; Fabaceae. Gene Ontology annotation, molecular function: quercetin 7-O-glucosyltransferase activity; quercetin 3-O-glucosyltransferase activity. The record is from RefSeq and is a predicted model, not a curated record.